Molecule: messenger RNA, 2337 nt
Organism: Cyclocybe aegerita
Lineage: Eukaryota; Fungi; Basidiomycota; Agaricomycetes; Agaricales; Hemipholiotaceae
Source: the annotation of a GenBank genome assembly
AUGUCGAUGGAAGAAAGCAUCAGCUUGGAGGAGACCAACAAGAUCCGUAUCUCACUCGGUUUAAAGCCUCUGACAGACGAUAAGGCGCCCGCACUUUCCAGUGAUCAACAAGCUGAGGAUAACUAUGCCAAAUUGCGGGAGAAGGAGGCGGCACAGCGCCAGGCAAAGAAAGUGCAGGAGAACAUAGCCAAGGUGCGGAAUCGACGGGAACUCAAUGCAUCACUAAAGGGAGCAACUUUGGGUGACGCAGAGGAAGAUGUCGAUGAUACGUUGAAAUGGAUCAAACGAAACAAGAAAAAAGAGCGAGAGCUUGCAAAAAAACGACAGCAGGAGCUGGAGAACAGGGACAAAGAACUUGAAGCGGAGUACACUGAACGCGACCUUGUCGGCCUCAAGGUUAGCCAUGACUUUGAAGGAAUGGACGAAGGCGAUGCCCGGAUACUCACCUUGAAAGAUAGCCGCAUUCUUGAUAACGAUGAGGACGAACUUCAUAACGUUGAGAUGGCGGAAGAGGAAAGAACGAAGAAACGUCUAGAACUCAAGAUUAAGAAACGCGACUAUACCGGGUAUGACGACGACGAAUUCGCAGAGGGCAACCAGGGUCUUAUGAAGCGCUCCAUCCUUGCCAAAUAUGACGAAGAUAUCGAGGGAUCUCGUCAAUCUGAUUUCAGGUUGGGCAGCUCAAUGACUUCAAGUCAGAAACAGCAAGAGGCACGGAAACAGCAAGAAGCUGCUUCUGUUAACAAGUCACUGCUGUCGAUAGAUUACGCUAAGAACAUCGAAACCAACGACUACAUUCAGGAAGGAGAAAUUGGUUUCAAGAAACCAAAAACCAAGAAAAAGCGAUCGAGUCGGAGAGCACCAGUUGAUACUGAAUUAGCUGAAGACAGCAUGGAUGUCGAUCAACGAGUUGUUCCUCGAAUUCGAGACCUAGACAUUAAUUUUGUGGACGACGACGACCUGCAGGAAGCCCUAGCCCGUUCUCGGAAGGCCAAACUCCAUAAGACGAAGAAGUUAUCGCCUGAGGAACUGGCGAGCAAGAUUGCCGCCCAACGAGUCAAACAAGAAGAGGUUGAGAGUGAAACGAUGGUCAAACAAGAAAAUCCUGAGAACGAAGAGGACGGGGGGCUGACAUUCGAUGAAACCUCCGAAUUUGUGCAAGCUGUCGGCAGUAACCCCAUCGUGAAGCCUAAACGCGAAGCAAGGGAACCCGCACUUUCAGAAGCGCCAAACUCUGCCAGGCAGCGGUCCAAAUCACGAGAUGUAUCGAUGGCACCCGGAGAUGUGGCACUUGACGAAUUGGAGGCUGGCGAGGUGCGAGUCAAGGAGGAAGAAGAAGACUAUAACAUGGAGAUGCUCGAUGCUAUCGAGAACGCUAUCAAGGAGACUGAGGCUGAGGAAAAGGCGGCGGUGGAGGGAGCGGCGGACAUCGGCACAUCAUCUGAGCAAACAUUCAGUACUGGUAUGGCCUCCACUCUUAACAUCCUCCGCCAACAAGGCAUCCUGGCACAGCCCACCGCAGAUCAAAUCGAGCGGGAGAAAACUCAGAAGCAACGGGAUCUCUGGUUGGCAGACCAGCGACGGCGUGUGGCUCAGAGGGAGUUAGAAAGGUUGCAAUCCCGUGGCGGAAACAAGGAUCAGGCUCAACGCGAGUACGAGAACCGCCUGCGCGAACAACAGGAGGCUCGAGGAAGCAUGGAAGCGUUCAAGAACUACAAGCCAGAUGUGAAUAUCGUCUACUACGAUGAAUUCGGUAGGACGUUAACGCCAAAGGAGGCAUGGAAGGCGCUUUCACACAAGUUCCAUGGAAAAGGGUCGGGCAAGAUGAAGACUGAGAAACGCUUAAAGAAGAUUGCAGAGGAGAAGAAGAAAGAAGCUAUGGCGAGUGGCGACACGCCGUUGAGCAUGAACAGGGCUUUUCAGCAGAGGCAAGAAAAGACUGGUCAGGCGCACUUUGUGCUGUCUGUUGGAAACAGAGGUGCUGUCCCGCAAGCUGCGGACUUCCUGGAUGCCCAACCACUCGCCAAAGGCAAGACAGAGAAGACAAAGAAGAAGAAGGAAGGCAAGAAUGCUCAGCAAGCUGCUGAUACUGGUUUCAUGACAGUCCCCGCCCCCUCACUCCACCUGACCUCGAACGGAACUACGCCCCUUGGUUCCGCGUCGGCAUCUCCUGCUCCAAGAGCUGGAUUUUCUCGUAUAUCUUCCACCGUAGUCGAAACCCCCUCAUCGGGUGGCACACCUGUUCCCACUGAACGUCCUAAAGUUGCUUUUGGGCUGGGAGUCAAACGCAAGGCUACGGAAGAAGCCUCUAAUUCACCACCACCGAAGCGGCGCUAG